UGGACUUCAGAAUCACCUCAUCUGAAGAGAGCAGUGCUCCUGCAACAUUAUGCCCAUGAUACCAUAACUGUUGCAGAAUUGGACCUAUAACCCAGGGGGCAACAGGAAAAUCAUCCAAGAUAAAAAAAAUCAUGAAACAGAUGGAUACUGACUCCACGAAUGAAGACAAAUUAGUCAUGGAAGUAAACACUGAACCAUCAGAGGAGAAAACUACCAACAAACUACCAAUAAGGAAAAAAACAACUGACUGUCAAGGAAUCAAGGUUUUCCUUGCUGCCCUGACAUUUACGUAUUUUAGUAAAGUAUUUGCUGGGACCAUGAUGAAAAGUUCCUUCACACAAUUGGAAAGAAGAUUUAGCAUUUCUUCUUCUACAGCUGGCUUCAUCGAUGGAGGCUUUGAAAUGGGAAAUUUGUUGGUGAUUGCGUUUGUGAGUUACUUCGGGGCAAAAUGUCAUCGGCCAAAGAUGAUCGCUUUUGGUUGUUUUAUCAUGUCUUUUGGGAGCUUUUUAAUGGCAAUGCCUCAUUUCUUCAUGGGAUAUUAUCAAUAUGACACAUUACCACUCACAUCAAACAACUCCAUCUCCAGUAUCUCUCCCUGCUUAUUCAAUCAAACAGUCCCCAUGAUCAAAGGGAUGCCAAGCCCAGACUGUGACCAUAAAGUUGCUACCUAUUAUGCAUGGAUUUUCGUCUUGUUGGGGAAUAUGCUACGUGGAAUUGGCGAAACACCAAUUACUCCUCUGGGCAUAUCAUACCUUGAUGAUUUCGCUAGAGAAGAAGAUGUUCCUCUUUAUAUCAGCUUUUUGCACACUAUAGCCAUGAUUGGCCCAGUAGCUGGUUUUCUCCUGGGAUCUGUGUUAGCCAGACUGUAUGUGGACAUUGGUUUUGUGGAUAUGGAUACAAUAACUAUCACUCCAACUGAUUCUCGUUGGGUUGGUGCAUGGUGGCUGGGCUUUUUACUUGCCGGGGUCAUCACUUUGAUUUCUGGAAUCCCUUUCUUGUUCCUGCCUAAAAAUCUGGACAAAAAGGAAAAUUUAUGUAUCCAGAAGAACCUGGAUUCCACAGAAAACAACACUGAAACCAGCCAUGGACAGAAGCCUGAUGUUGAAGAACGAGUGGCGUACUCUGGACAAUUAAAAGAGUUCUUCAGGUCCCUGAAGAGAAUCUUUGGGAGCAAAAUGUAUGUUAUACUAUUGUGCUCAUCACUGUUGAACAUAAGCAGUUUUGUUGGUUAUAUAACCUACCAGGCAAAAUAUAUGGAACAGCAAUACGGUCUGCCAAUGUCGAGAUCUAAUUUUAUAAUAGGUGUUGCUGUUUUGCCAGUUGUCAGCAUUGGGAUUUUUACAGGUGGGUUCAUCAUGAAAAAGUACAAGCUAGGCAUCAUUCCUGCUACAAAGAUGGGAUUUAUACUAUCAUUCAUCGGAUUCGCCUUGACGUUUUUCUAUCUAAUGGUGGGUUGUGACAACCACCCGGUGGCUGGAUUGACAGUGUCCUAUGACGGGGAAGCAGCUGCUCAGAAUCAACUUUCUUUAUCUUCAGCCUGCAAUUCCAACUGUACCUGUGCUACAAGCCAGUGGGAUCCUGUUUGUGGAGAUAAUGGACUCACCUAUGUGUCAGCCUGUUUUGCAGGGUGCAAAAACAUAACAGGAUCAAAGAAAAAAACAGUUUUUCACAAUUGUAGCUGCAUUGAGAAAGCAGAUGCUGCGGUGAGGAAUUCUUCAGCGGUCUUGGGUGAAUGCCGAAGAAGUGAUGAGUGCUCACGAAACUUUAUUUAUUACAUAAUUAUCAAAGCUGUGACCAACUUUAUGUACGCAUUGAGUAGUAUUCCAAUGUACAUGCUCUUGAUUAGAUGUGUACCUCAAGACCUGAAGUCACUUGCAGUUGGUCUCCUUAUGCUUGUGUCAAGAUCUUUGGGUGGAAUUCCAGCCCCAGUUUACUUUGGUGCUCUGAUUGACAAGACUUGCUUGAAGUGGGCAAGUACCCCUUGUGGUCAAAAAGGAGCCUGUAGGCUAUAUGAUGCGGUCCAGUACAGGCAUUCCUUCUACGGUCUAAUACUUGGCUUGAGAGUGCCAGCUUAUCUGCUGGGUUUCAUCUUUUUCUUGCUUGUCAAGAAACAUUUUGGAGAACAAGAGGCCAAGGCGGCUGAAGAUGGGUGCAAAGAAGAUGCACCUCUGAACGAAGAGAUAAAACUAAAAGACACAGAGCUUUCAGCACACCAGUCAGAUGCAGAAAUGCAUACCUGCCUCUAGCAAAAACCGGAUGCAGACCAAGGGUAGAAGAUGAUGGGCUGCAGGCAGAACCAACCUUGACCAUAGCUGCUUAAAACUGGCAGCAUUGCUUCCGGUCAUUUUCAAGAGGGAAAGUUACCUCAUUAAGGCAUAGCAGCACCCAGUCAACCCUUCAUUUCUCCUCCCCUUUGGCAAAAGAGAACUUUGAAAGGCAAAGGAGCCCCCAUCUUGUGCGGUCUUAUAAAGAAUGACACUGAUCAUUGGUUGCACUGAAAUAAAAAUAAAACAUUGAAUUCUG
Molecule: messenger RNA, 2523 nt
Organism: Python bivittatus (Burmese python)
Lineage: Eukaryota; Metazoa; Chordata; Lepidosauria; Squamata; Pythonidae
Product: solute carrier organic anion transporter family member 1B3
Biological process (GO): bile acid and bile salt transport; transmembrane transport; sodium-independent organic anion transport
Cellular component (GO): basolateral plasma membrane
Molecular function (GO): protein binding; bile acid transmembrane transporter activity
Source: RefSeq, a predicted model, not a curated record